Penicillium macrosclerotiorum is the source of this 3234-nucleotide messenger RNA. Its product is annotated as isoleucine--tRNA ligase ILS1. The record is from RefSeq and is a predicted model, not a curated record. The transcript is spliced from 3 exons. Gene Ontology annotation, molecular function: aminoacyl-tRNA deacylase activity; tRNA binding; ATP binding. Lineage: Eukaryota; Fungi; Ascomycota; Eurotiomycetes; Eurotiales; Aspergillaceae. The coding region runs from base 1 to 3234 and encodes 1077 amino acids. Gene Ontology annotation, biological process: isoleucyl-tRNA aminoacylation.
AUGUCUAUCGAUUUUCCCGCCGAAGAGGAGCUCAUCCUCAAGCGGUGGAGGGAGAUUGAUGCCUUCCAGCGCCAGGUUGAACUAUCCAAGGGCCGCGAACCCUAUACCUUCUAUGACGGCCCUCCUUUCGCAACCGGCCUACCGCACUAUGGCCACCUGUUGGCGUCAACAAUCAAAGAUAUCAUCCCUCGAUAUUGGUCAAUGAAGGGUCAUUAUGUCGAGCGACGAUUCGGCUGGGAUACUCACGGUGUGCCCGUGGAGUACGAGAUUGAUAAAAAGCUUGGCAUGUCUGGCCUGGAGGCGGUUGAGAAAAUCGGAAUUGAGGCCUACAAUGCGGAGUGCAGAGCCAUUGUUAUGCGUUUCGCCUCCGAAUGGCGCCAAACCAUCGAGCGCUUAGGUCGAUGGAUCGAUUUUGACAAUGACUAUAAGACUAUGAACCCCUCGUUUAUGAGCAGCGUGUGGUGGGUCUUCAAGCAGUUGUUCGACAAAGGUCUCGUCUACCGAGGCUACCGUGUCAUGCCGUACUCGACCGCGCUCAACACGCCCCUUAGUAACUUUGAAGCCCAACAGAACUACAAGGAUGUGCAAGAUCCGGCUAUCGUUGUCACUUUCCCCCUUCUCGAUGAUCCCGAGACCUGCUUGCUUGCGUGGACUACCACACCGUGGACCCUUCCCUCCCACACUGGGCUUUGCGCCAACCCUAAUUUCGAGUACGUGAAGAUCUACGAUGAAGCUACCAAGAAGCACUACAUCCUGUUGGAGUCUUUGCUCCGCACCAUCUACAAGGAUCCCAAGAAGGCCAAGUUCAAGAUUGUGGACCGCCUGAAGGGCUCUGACAUGCUGGGAUGGAAGUACGAACCCCUCUUCGAUUAUUUCUAUGAGGAAUUCAAGGAUCACGGCUUCCGCGUUCUAAAUGACGAGUAUGUUACCGCUGAGGACGGUGUGGGCAUCGUCCAUCAGGCUCCCGCCUUCGGUGAGGACGAUUACCAGGUCGCCGUUAACCACGGAGUUAUUAACGAGACCCGCGCGCCCCCCAACCCGGUCGAUCCUCAAGGCUGCUUUACCGCGGAGGUUCGGGACUUUGUUGGACAACAUGUUAAGGCUGCCGACAAGGGUAUCAUCAAGCACCUGAAGGGCACCGGUCGUAUCCUCGUUGAUAGCCAGAUUACUCACAGCUACCCCUUUUGCUGGCGAUCUGAUACGCCUUUGAUCUAUCGGGCUGUGCCUUCGUGGUUUGUGAAGAUCACACCUAUCAUCCCUCAGAUGCUCGAAGGCAUUGAAGAAUCUCACUGGGUGCCUUCGUUUGUGAAGGAGCGAAGAUUUUCAAGCUGGAUCAAAAAUGCUCGCGACUGGAACAUCUCCCGAAACCGGUUCUGGGGAACACCACUCCCUCUGUGGGUUAGCGAUGAUUACAAGGAGAUCGUGGCCAUUGGCAGCCCGGAGGAGCUCAAGCAACUGAGUGGCUAUCCUGGUGAAAUUACUGAUCUUCACCGUGACAAGGUGGACAAUAUUACCAUCCCUAGCAAGCAGGGCAAGGGUGUUCUUCGCCGUGUCGAUGAGGUAUUUGACUGUUGGUUUGAGUCAGGUAGCAUGCCCUAUGCCUCUCAACACUAUCCUUUUGAAAACAAGGAGCAGUUUGAGAAGAGCUUCCCUGGUGACUUCAUUGCUGAAGGAUUGGACCAGACGCGUGGUUGGUUCUACACUUUGACCGUUCUUGGUACUCACCUGUUUGGUAAGCUACCUUUCAAGAAUUGUGUUGUGAACGGCAUUGUUCUUGCUGAGGAUGGCAAGAAAAUGUCGAAGCGUCUGAAGAACUACCCAGACCCGUCUCUAAUUAUGGACCGCUAUGGAUCGGAUGCUCUUCGUCUCUAUCUGAUCAAUUCCCCCGUGGUCCGUGCGGAGCCUCUUCGGUUCAAGGAAACUGGCGUCAAGGAGAUUGUUAGCAAGGUUCUACUUCCUAUGUGGAACAGCUACAAGUUCUUCGAGGGCCAGGUCGCUCUCUUGAAGAAGACCUCUGAUGUUGACUUUGUGUUCGACCCGGAGGCUGAGGCCACCAACACUAACGUGAUGGAUCGCUGGAUUCUUGCCAGUUGCCAGAGUCUUCUGAUGUUCGUCAACCAGGAGAUGGCCGGUUACCGCCUUUACACUGUUGUUCCUCGGUUGUUGGAGCUCAUUGAGAACACCACCAACUGGUACAUCCGUUUCAACCGCAAGCGUCUCAAGGGUGAGAAUGGUGUUGAUGACACCCUGCAUGCUCUGAACACCCUCUUUGAGGUUCUGUACACUUUGGUCCGGGGACUCGCUCCGUUCACACCUUUCAUUACCGAUAACAUCUACCAACGUCUCCUCCCACACAUCCCCGAGUCUCUUCGUGCUGAAGAUAGCCGCAGUGUUCACUUCCUUCCUUUCCCUGAGCCUCGCCAGGAGCUCUUUGAUGAGGUUGUGGAACGAAGAGUGGCCCGUAUGCAGAAGGUCAUUGAAUUGGGCCGCAUUUCCCGUGAGCGCAAGUCCAUUGGCUUGAAGACUCCUCUCAAGAGCCUUGUUGUCAUUCACCAGGAGCAGCAGUACCUGGAUGACGUCAAGUCUCUCGAGGGCUACAUCCUGGAGGAGCUCAACGUCAUCGAACUUGUCCUUUCGACCGACGAGGCUAAGUACAACGUCCAGUACAGUGUCAAUGCCGAUUGGCCCACUCUGGGCAAGAAGUUAAAGAAAGAUAUGCAAAAGGUCAAGAAGGCUCUUCCUUCUCUGUCCAGCGAUGAUGUGAAGAAGUACGUUGCUGACAAGAAGAUUCUUGUUGAUGGCAUUGAGCUCGUUGAGGGUGAUCUCGUAGUCAAGCGAGGCAUCAAGGAAGACUCGAACUCUUCCGGCAUGGAAGCCAACACCGACUCUGACGUCCUGACCAUCCUGGAUACCAACCUCUAUCCUGAGCUAGCUCACCAGGGUAUUGGUCGUGAGAUCAUCAACCGCCUUCAGCGUCUCCGUAAGAAGGCCGGUCUGGUCCCUACUGACGACGUGAAGAUGGAAUACAUUGUUCUGUCGGACCCCGAGAACAUUGGUCUCGGCGAGGCAUUCAAGUCCCAGUCUCAGGCCAUUGAGAAGGCUGUGCGCCGACCUCUUGAUGAGCGUAUCCUGGUUGAUGGCAAGUCUCCUAGCGCCGAUGAGGAAGGUACCAUCGCACAGGAGGAUCAGGAGGUGCAGAAUGCGACAUUCUUGUUGCGUCUGGUCAAACUUUAA